Messenger RNA from Microthlaspi erraticum, 1116 nucleotides. Lineage: Eukaryota; Viridiplantae; Streptophyta; Magnoliopsida; Brassicales; Brassicaceae. The record is from the annotation of a GenBank genome assembly.
AUGAAGAGAGAAGGAAGCCAAGAGAAGAAGAGCUCACCAUCUCCAAAACGACAAUAUCAUCAUCACAGGGAGAUCUCUGCCGUCGAAAAAAAGCCAAACGGUAUCCCUAUCAUCCCUUUGGAUAUUCUAAGGGCCCAUAUACUGCCGAGACUUCCGGUGAAGUCCCUUGUGAGGUUCCAAUGUGUAUCGAAGCUAUGGUCAUCUCUUAUUUUCGACUCCAUCGUGGCUCGGUCUUUUAGUCAGCCGCGUCUACUCGUCAUCUUCCCCCGUUGGCUGCACCAAUCUUCAUUAUUCUCGUCCUCUAGUUAUUAUCCUAUGAUCACUAACUUCAAAACAUUCAUAUCCACUUUAACUCCUAGGUCUAUAAGUUACGAUAUUGCAUAUCAAUAUAUCCGUGGACUAGUUUGUUGUUCGGGUGAUAUUUUUAACCCUACCAAGAGGCAUCCCGUUCUAGUACCGGAGAUAGAUAAUGAUAAAUAUAGCAACUCAUCACGUGAUGGAUUCUUAGGGUAUGAUCCGGUUGAGAAUCAUUUUUUCACGUUACUGGGAGGUCCAAAUAGGCAGCAGUGGAGGAGCCUUGACAUCCAAGGCACUUGGGAUCACUCUCCACCAGCAGCAACGAGUAAUGGUUUAUGCAUCAAUGGGAUUAUCUAUUACAUAUCACAUAUAGGAAGCUGGCCAUAUCCGGAGUUUAACGAACUAGUGUGGUUCGACAUUAGUUUCGAAAGAUUUGAUCGUAUCCAGAUGCCCAAAACUCUUCAGAUGUGUCGGUUGGAGGGAUUGACUCUGGUAAACUACCAAGGGAGAUUAGGUUGCAUAAGUUACAACGAGGAAAGUGCGGAGAUGUGGAUUAUGGAAGAUCAUCACAGCGAGAAACAAGAAUGGUCUAAGAUUAUAUUGAGCAUACCUCAUGGAAUAUUAAAGAGACUAGGAGUUAGUCAUUGCAUCGCUGUCACUCUUGAUGGUGAGAUUGUGAUAAUGCCCAUGACAUUGGAAUCUGCUAAACCUUUCUAUGCCUACUGUUAUGAUCCGAAGCAAAACAGGGAUGCAAUGGUUGCAAUCGAAAAUGGGGAACUAAAACUUCGAGUGGGAGAUUGCAGAUAUUUUUUGUCUUAA